GGAAAGGUCGGACAGUUCCCAUAAGGCCAAGCGAGCGUUGACGUCAGAGGAGCGUUCUGGCAGCGUGUCAUCUCCUUCCAGGGGAGCAUCACCUGCAGCGAGGAAGAAAUCCACCUCUCCCAAAGUUUCGUCCCAUAAAACCUCAUCACUCGCCUCCCCACCCCAGAGGUCUCCUUCCCCUCCGCACCACCAACGCAGUCCCAGUCCUCCUCGCCACCACUCCCAGCGCUCCCCGUCCUCCCACUCGGGUUCCUCCGCCCACCAUCACUCUCCCUCGCCCCGUCGGCGUCGCUCCUCUUCUCCCGCCUACCACCGAAGCACCGCGGCUCAGGCGUCCGCCUCCUCACCUCYGCGCUCUCGUCGCUCUCGGUCGCCCCCGACCUCCCACGACGCCUCCUCGCCCCAUCGAAGGUCCAACAGGUCGAGCCCCAGCCAGCGCCGCUCCAGGGGCCGAGAGAGGAGUCGCGGGGACAAAGAGAGGAGUCCACCCACACAGGAGCGCAGACACGAGCACAAAGAGGAAAUCCGAAGCAAACGGGAAAAGGAGAGUGUCCGCGACGACCGAGACUACGACUCUGAAGUGCUGUCGUUGCGGGACGCUCGAGACGACAGGGAGACCAGAGAGGCUCGAGAUCGACGGGACGCUCGUGAUCGGGGAAAAGAAACGGCUCGGGAUAAUCGAGACAACCGUGAUGCGAAGGACUCGAGAGAGAGCAGGACAGAGACGCGCUCCAGUCGAGAGUCGCUCGAACAGCGUGAGCGGGAGAAGGAGAGGGGGAGGGAGAAGGAGAGGGAGCGGAGUGACGCCUACAGGAAGGAGGACCCGGCUCAAGAUGACAGGGUUUAUGUUAGAGCUCACGGACGUGACGACGGAGGUCGAGCUGAAGUGAGGACGGAGAGCAGAACCGACAGAGCUGACAGGAACGACAGAGGAAGAGGGCGUGCCACAGAACCAUCUGAUAAAGGUUCAAACAGAAACUCCCGAAGCUCCCAACUGGAUGGCAGCUACGAUAACUGGGAGUCACGGAGUAGUGGGGUCCGGGAACGAAGUGUGGAGAGGACUGCAGAACGAAGCUCUGACAGGGUUUUGGACCGAGAUCGCUACGAGACUGAYAGAAAGGAGCACGCCAGAGACUCGUCCUACGACAGAAGGGGAGGACAUGGCGAGCGGGAUCGCAGAGACAACAGAGAGAGAGACCAAAGAGCUACUUCUCCAAGCAGAUACCAGAGGAGGUCAGAGGAGUCUGAGAGGGACGAGAGGAGGGAGGAGCGAAGGACGGACCGAGUAGACGACCGGCGGGAUGACAGGGCUCGAGACAGGGAGCGAGAGAGGGAAAGGGAGCGGGACAGAGAGCGCGAGAGGGAGAAGGAAAAGGAGCGUGAGCGCGAGAGGGAGAGAGAGAGAGAGAAGGAGCGGGAGAAAGAGAGGGAGGCCGAGCGGGAGAGAGCCAGGGAGAGGGAAAGGGAACGAGAGAGGGAGAGGGAACGGGAGCGAGAAAGAGAGGAGAGGGAGCGAGAACGGGAAAGGGAGGAGCGGGAGAGGGAGGAGCGAGAACGAGAGAGGGAAAGGAAGGAGAGGGAGAGGGAAAGGGAGAGAGAGCAGAGGGAGAGGCAGCGGGAGUGGGAGGAGCGAGAGAGGGGGAGGGAGGAGAGACGGGAGAGGAGGGAGGAUGCCAGGGAUGAGCGACCUGUUCGAGACACCCGGGACGAUCGUAAGAUGAGUCGGAAGAGGAUGACGGUGGAGAGGAGCCCGAGCCCCCGACCCUCGCCUAAACGAGCAGCGCGGGACUUCAGCCCGGCAGACAGCGACGGCUACAAUAGCGCUGAGGACAAAAGUGAGCGUCUGACUGGCCGAGGGCAGGCCAAGCCCCACCCACAGCCCCUCCUCCUCAGCCCAGUGUGUCCGCCUCCAUCUGACAGCGGGGACAAGCAUCGUCUGCUGAGCCAGGUGGUGAGGCCUCAGGACUCCUUGUCAAGGUCGCCUCCAAGAAGUGCUGCGCYCAGCGAAAAGGCCGCUCACUGGAAGGAGGAGGAGCGCAGGGGAGCCGUGGACAAGCGGGAGGCGCGCGGUCGCCACGAGGAGCUGGAGGCCCGAGCAGAUCGAGGCAGAGGAGGCGACAGACGUGGAGAGUACCUGACGGACGCGCCGUCCGACUCUCGAAGCAGAGGCAGAGACCAGAGAGAUUCAACUCCUCCCCCUCCUCCUCCUCCUCCUCCUCCAGCUGUUGCCACUGCUGGUGAAGACAGAGACGUUGCUGUUUCUCAGACCCACGAAGAGGGCAAAAAGAAGACCAAGUCCCAGAGGAAGGGUUUAAAGAAGGGCCGCAAAGAGGAGGAUGUCGCCGGUGGCAGCAGUCUGGCUGCGGUGGCGGCAGCGGCAGACCGUUUCAACCCCGAGCCUCCAGCCGCCGCCCCUGCAGAGGUGCCCCCGCUUCUACACUCCCCGAGAAAAGGAGCCAAGAAGAAGGCGCACGACCGCAAGAGGAAGCGCUCACGAGGAGGCGAGUCCGAUGCUUCUGAGGAGGACGCUUCAGCCCAUCAGCCUCACAAUAAGAGGAAGAGAGGUCCCCGGACACCGCCGCCCUCCAUCAGGCCAGACCACCACGUAGCUGGAGGGUCUGCAGAGUCUGCCUUGUUUUCUCAAAGGAAUAAUUUCAGUGAUUGGACAGAUGACGACGAUGAUGCAGCAGACAGAGGAGGCCUGAUGGAAACACAAGCUCCCCCGGCUCCCGCUGAGAGGACUUUGAUGGAGCCGUUGAGGAGAGGCGGCGGUCACAGAUUGGGCAGGGAAAGGGAGAGGUGUAACCCACCACCCAUAGCCCCUCUGCUUUCCCAGGACCCCCCGAUGUUGCUCCAAACGAUGACCCUGCAGCCUCUCAUGUCACAGCCUCUGCUCCGCAAACCCCCUCCAGAGCAGACGCGCAGCAGCAGCAUGGGCAGCAACCAGAGCCGUACGUCUUCUCGACGCCUGCGAUCGCCCUCUGACGAGCCCGCUCACCCCGAGGACCCUCAGGGUCCGCGUUCACGCCGGGGCAGGCCGCAGGGAUCUGGCUCUCGGGACCGAGAGCGAGAAAGAGAGCACGAGAGAGAUCGAGAGCGCGAGAAGCUGGCGGUGAGCGAUCCACUGGGGGUGGAGAGGAAAUCACGAAUUGAUCAGCUGAGGAGGGGGGAGCCCAGCCGCAGCACCUCAUCAGAUCGGCAAGAUUCCCGCAGCCACAGCUCGAGACGCAGCUCUCCUGAUUCCGAGAGGCAGGCCAGGUCCAGGUCCCGCGCCGGUUCCUACGACAGCCGAGAACGGGAGAGAGACAGGGAGCCGUUCGACCGAGACAGAGAGCGAAAGGACCACCGGCCUCAGCAACCUCCGCCACAGCCUCUGCACCUCCAGCAACCCAUCCAGCAACAGAGGGACUGGGAACCAGAMCCUCGAGACUGGCCGAGCAGGGGAAGGGAGCCCCUGCUUGUGCGUCCAGGUCGAGAACCUCUGCUGAGGGAGAGGGACCGCCUCAUCCCUGAAGGACUCAUCCAGCAGCACGAACGGGAGCGAGAGAGGGAGCGGGACAGAGACGGCCGAGGAGAGCGGGAGAGGAUGCUGAUGGAUCUGCCAGCGCACGGCGAUCCAAGAGCUCCAGGACGAGGAGACCUGAGAGGAGAAGUGAUGAGGCAGGACAGGAGCGACUACGAGCCUCUACUGCCCAAAGAAGCCUUCAGUCCUCAAGAACCAGAGAAGCCCAGUAAUAGCCAUCUUACUGUGGGAGAUCAGAGGGAGCUUGAGAAGACGGAAAGUGUUGAUGGAGAAGAGGAUGAAAAAGAAGACGAGCAGUCAGUCGCAUCUGUCGGUGAAGAGUAUGAACCCAUCAGUGACGAUGAGCUGGAUGAAAUUCUGGCUGACAGUCAGAAAAAAGAUGAUCAGCAGGAGGAGGAGAAAAUUACAGGUCCGCUGGAUGUGAUCGAUGUAGACUGGUCCAGUCUGAUGCCCAAACAGAAACAGGAACCUCGGGCAGCAGGUGCAGCCUUGCUACGUUUCACCCCUGGGGCUGUGCUGCUGAGGGCCGGCGUCUCCAAGAGGCUUGCGGGUCCUGAACUGAUGGAACAAGUCAAAGAGGUGUGCAAGUCUGAGCUGGACGAUCCUAAAGAUGCUGACAAGCUCUUUGAGCACGACCUCGGCGCCCUGAACAUGGCGGCCCUGAACCGGCGGGUGGAGAGGGCAGGUUUACUCAGCAACCUCGGGCCCUGCUGCAAAGCCCUGUGUGCUCGCAGGGACUUCGCCAUCCGCCGGCAGCUCUUAAAAAAUGAGAAGGGCCUAACUAAGCAGUACCCCACGACAUCUUUGGUGGACAACGACCUGCUGCAGAUGAGCAUCCGCCUCUUCAGAAAAACCAUGGCUGGCCACAACUCUGUCCCAGAAAGGUCCAGUAGAGGGUCGGCUCCAGCAGCCCAAGUAGCUGAAGCUAAUACUAACAACAAGCUAAGCACAGCUCAACCAGAGUGUCUCCCUGAAGAGCGAGGAGCACCAGAAGAUACACACUGCCAUGUGAAGUUUCUGACCUCACGCCAAUAAUAGGAACCAAAACCUGACAGGAAUGAUGGCAUGCUGCAUAGGAAAACAGAACAAAAAAAGAGUCUGGUAAAGCUCCACUGUAGGCUGUUUUUAGGUGGUUUCACACAGACGAUUUAAAACGUGCAUUCAGUCACUGCUUGGACGAAGAAACCUUUGGAUUCAACUGGACUCCUCCUGCAUCACCCUUCUGCCCAAAAAUCUAAAACCACAAAGACAAUGAACCGACUAUCUGGUAUUCUGACCUCACAUCUGAAGGGUUAAACACAUUUCUGAAUAGACAAUUUGAUGCAAACUUGAUUUGUUGUGGACAAGUGAAAACUUCUGCUUUGACGUUUCAUUUUUUCUACUGUAAAAUAAAGAGUAACAUUCCUAAGCUGUAAUGAAGUUUUGACAAUUGAGAACCUGAAGAAAUAAAAAAAAGGAGCAGAAACAAA
Messenger RNA from Austrofundulus limnaeus, 4992 nucleotides. Its product is annotated as zinc finger CCCH domain-containing protein 13. Gene Ontology annotation, molecular function: metal ion binding. The record is from RefSeq and is a predicted model, not a curated record. NCBI's taxonomy places the organism in Eukaryota, Metazoa, Chordata, Actinopteri, Cyprinodontiformes, Rivulidae.